This is a messenger RNA of Didymella exigua CBS 183.55, 1053 nucleotides long. RefSeq lists its product as uncharacterized. The coding region runs from base 1 to 1053 and encodes 350 amino acids. The record is from RefSeq and is a predicted model, not a curated record. Gene Ontology annotation, molecular function: hydrolase activity; carboxy-lyase activity. Gene Ontology annotation, cellular component: cytosol; cytoplasm. Gene Ontology annotation, biological process: secondary metabolic process. Lineage: Eukaryota; Fungi; Ascomycota; Dothideomycetes; Pleosporales; Didymellaceae. The transcript is spliced from 2 exons.
AUGAGCCAAGUACCCUCAGCAAGCACACCAUCUCCAGUAAUCGCCUGUCUCGAAUCCUUCCUCUCACCAACCCUCAAUAUCCUCGCCUCUCCCUCCUUACCCGCGUUGCAACUUCUCACGCCCCCAACACUCUCCAAACUACGAAACCUCGGCCACCCACGUAUCCGCGACGCACGCGCUCUUGGCCAUACCGUCCAGAUUAUCUCGCACAUACCCUUCGCCGCAACGCCGCAGAUAUGCAUGAAGCUCAAUGAUGCGCUGGACGCGGGGAUACGGAUGCAGAAUGACAGGAUGGUGGCGCUGGCGCUGCUUCCCAGUGUGCCGGGCGAGGGCAGCGGAGCGGCGAGGGAGCUGCAGAGAUGUGUUACGAAAUUGAAGUUUGUGGGUGGUGUCGUUGCAGCCGGGCGGGGAAUCGAGGAUGGGGGUUUUGAGGAGGUGUGGGGGGUGGCGCAGAGGCUGAGGGUGCCAGUGGUGUUGAGGGAGGGAUGGCCGAGUGGUGAUCAGAUCGCAGAGUAUACGGAAAACCUGCCCGACGCUGUGGUCGCAGCGUUGGUCACACACCUGCACAACGCACAUGUUGCUUCUCCGCUACUGAUACUGCGCCUUUUCCUCAACGGAAUCUUUGAUCGGUACCCCAACUUGCGCCUUAUCAUCGCGCAUCCGGGAUCACUCCCUUCACUGCUCCCGCGAAUCGACGCAGUCCUUGAUAGCAUUUCCCCUGCCGCCAAACCUAAGCGCAGUUUCCUCGACGUCUGGCAGCACAACUUCUACCUGACCACUGCCGACAUCCUUGAUCUGUCAAGCAUGCGGACGUUACUCGAGCAGAUACCAAUGGACCGCGUGCUAUACGCAAGCAACUACCCACUGGAAGAGCGAGGGAGGGAAGUCAUAACAGAGUUGAAGGAGAGUGGGUUCCUCACAGAUGAAGAGUGGGAGAGGCUGGCAUGGAGGAACGCAGAGCAGUUGUUCAAGCUGUCCAGCCCCGUGCAAGGCCCAUACGGCGUGAACACCAAGGUUGCCGCGCAGCCUGGGCAGCAUGUGAUGUUCGCUUAG